AUGUUCGAAACUACCAUGUAUAACAGCAAGCCGCACAUUCAGAAUCGCAUGACUGGUGAAAUGUUUGAGCUCGGUGGCUCGGUCUCAAAUGAGAACCUCACUGACGCCCUGGAGGCGGCGGUGCGGCUUACGACGGAGGAUUUGAGCAUCUUAAUGAGGAAUGAAGAUGAUGAAUAUUAUCUAGCUGCCAGUGCGAGUCUCUUCCCUACAGGAUGGACAGUGGACCAGCGAAUUGGGUGGACAAUCUCCCGCAUGCACGAGCCAGUACCAUUAUGUUUGAUGGUAGCCGACACUCCAUGGUCUUGCAGACCAUAA
This is a messenger RNA of Penicillium atrosanguineum, 315 nucleotides long. RefSeq names its product Mitochondrial phosphate carrier protein. The record is from RefSeq and is a predicted model, not a curated record. Bases 1 to 315 code for a protein of 104 amino acids. The transcript is spliced from 2 exons. Lineage: Eukaryota; Fungi; Ascomycota; Eurotiomycetes; Eurotiales; Aspergillaceae.